Messenger RNA from Ostrea edulis (European flat oyster), 693 nucleotides. Its product is annotated as U6 snRNA-associated Sm-like protein LSm1. Gene Ontology annotation, biological process: deadenylation-dependent decapping of nuclear-transcribed mRNA. Gene Ontology annotation, cellular component: Lsm1-7-Pat1 complex; P-body. Bases 101 to 502 code for a protein of 133 amino acids. The transcript is spliced from 4 exons. Gene Ontology annotation, molecular function: RNA cap binding. The record is from RefSeq and is a predicted model, not a curated record. Lineage: Eukaryota; Metazoa; Mollusca; Bivalvia; Ostreida; Ostreidae.
CCCGAAUAUCUUGCGUAUGAAUUAACAAGAACCGAAAGCACCGACAUAUUCAAGUUUAGCAAGUUUAGUAUGAUUUCCAGAGAAAUCGUAAUAUUUAAGAAUGAAUUACCUUCCAGGAACAGCUAGUCUGGUAGAAGAGAUAGACAAAAAACUACUUGUUGUGCUUAGAGAUGGAAGAACACUGAUAGGUUACCUGAGAAGUAUUGACCAAUUUGCCAAUCUAGUCCUUCACCGUACUAUUGAAAGAAUUCAUGUUGGUAAGAAAUAUGGAGAUAUUCCAAGAGGAAUCUUUGUUGUAAGAGGAGAAAAUGUUGUUCUGCUUGGCGAAAUAGAUCUGGAAAAUGAAAAUAACCCUCAGUUAGAAGAAGUACCAAUAGACGAUAUAUUGGAAAUGCAACGCGAAGAACAAAUUCAGAAGCAACAAGAGGAGGAGCGCAAAAAGAAGUCCAUGCUGGAGCGAGGACUUCAGCCUCACUCUGAACUCCAUGAUGACUUGUUUUAGGGUCAAAGGUUGUGGAGUAUAAAUCAUUGUUGAAUAUUCAAGUACUUCACCAGUUUCAUACUACAUGUAAAACAGAAGAAUUACAAAGUAUGUGUACUUUCUGCUGUUUAUCAUUUGCUACUAGUGAUUUUCUGCACUUUUAAAAGUAGAAAAAUUGCAGAAUAAUAUAAAAUAAAUGCAGGUUUGAUAUU